Molecule: messenger RNA, 2275 nt
Organism: Labeo rohita (rohu)
Lineage: Eukaryota; Metazoa; Chordata; Actinopteri; Cypriniformes; Cyprinidae
Gene: bbs5
Product: Bardet-Biedl syndrome 5
Exons: 12
Coding region: 140-1168 (342 amino acids)
Biological process (GO): intracellular transport; cilium assembly
Cellular component (GO): ciliary basal body; BBSome
Molecular function (GO): phosphatidylinositol-3-phosphate binding
Source: RefSeq, a predicted model, not a curated record
GAUGUUACCGUGGUGACGUGAAGACGCUUUGCGUUAAAUCCUCUUACACAGCGACUGAGUUUCAGUCAAUAUUAUCGAAGGAAAAUCAUAUUAACUUUGGUUUAAUUCGCUUAUAAACCACUGGCAGUAAGGACUGAUCAUGGCGUCGGUGUUAGACGCACUCUGGGAGGACAGAGACGUGAGAUUUGACAUCACUCCGCAGCAGAUGAAAACCAGACCAGGUGAAGCGCUCAUUGACUGCUUGGAUUCAAUUGAGGACACAAAGGGAAAUAAUGGUGAUAGAGGAAGACUCCUGGUGACCAAUUUGAGGAUAAUCUGGCAUUCAUUGGCACUGCCAAGAGUCAAUUUGUCUGUGGGAUACAACUGCAUUAUUAAUAUCACCACGAGGACAGCAAAUUCAAAACUGAGAGGUCAGACUGAAGCACUUUACAUAUUAACCAAAUCUAAUAACACUAGAUUUGAGUUCAUAUUCACCAAUGUGGUCCCAGGAAGUCCAAGACUGUUUACGUCUGUCAUUGCUGUUCACAGAGCUUAUGAGACUUCCAAAAUGUAUCGGGAUCUGAAGCUAAGAGGAGCUCUUAUUCAAAAUAAGCAGCUGAGGCUUUUGCCACAGGAGCAGGUUUAUGACAAAAUUAACGGAGUCUGGAACCUGUCUAGUGAUCAGGGUAAUCUUGGAACGUUUUUCAUUACUAAUGUGAGGAUAGUGUGGCAUGCCAACAUGAAUGAAAGCUUUAACGUCAGCAUUCCCUAUCUGCAAAUUCGCUCGAUAAGGAUUAGAGACUCUAAAUUUGGACUUGCUCUUGUGAUUGAGAGCUCUCAACAGACAGGAGGAUAUGUGUUGGGAUUCAAGAUCGAUCCAAUGGACAAGUUACAAGAUGCAGUGAAGGAAAUCAACUCCUUACACAAAGUGUACUCAGCAAACCCCAUUUUUGGUGUGGAAUAUGAGAUGGAAGAAAAGCCUCAGCCUCUGGAGGAGCUGACCGUCGAGCAGCCGCCUGAUGACGUGGAGAUUGAGCCAGAUGAGCACACAGACGCUUUUACAGCUUAUUUUGCAGAUGGAAAUAAGCAACAUGAUCGUGAGCCGGUGUUCUCUGAAGACCUCGGUCUGGCUAUAGAGAAGUUAAAAGAUGGAUUUACACUACAGGGACUCUGGGAAGUCAUGGGUUAAAACGCUCUGUACCAUUAGAUAUUUUGGCACUGCAUUGUUUACAUCCAAUAUAAAGAAUUUUUAAUUAUCAAAAUGUCAAAUUGUAUUUAUUUUCAGAAUAUUUUUAGAAAUUUGAUAAUGACAUGUUUACAAAUUAAAUGUGAACCAUGUGUUAGUUAGGAAAAAUGCUGGAAAAAAUUUAAAGUUACAUCAGUCAAAAGUUUUUGAACAGUAAGAUUUUUUUAUGUUUUUUAAAGAAGUCUCUUCUGCUCGCCAAGCCUGCAUUUUUGAUCCAAAGUACAGCAAAAACAGUACAAUUUUAAAAUAUUUUUACUAUUUAAAAUAACUUUUCUAUUUGAAGUUUUCUAUUUGAAUAUAUUUUAAAAUUCCUGUGAUUUGAAGUCACAUGAUUUUUCAAAAAUCAUUCUAAUAUUCUGAUUUCCUUGUUAUGUUGAAAACAGCUGAGUAGAACUUUUUCAGAUUUUUUUGAUGAAUAGAAAUUUCAGAAGAACAUCAUUUAACUGAAACAGACAUCUUUUGUAACAUUACAAAUGUCUUUACCAUCACUUUUGAUCAAUUUAAAGCAUCUUUGCUAAAUAAAAGUAUUAAUUUCUAUAUUUUUUCCCCCCAAAAUGUUACAAUAGCUUCAAAAUGUUACAAAAGCUUUUUAAAUAAAAUUCAGAUCUUUGGAUCUUUCUAUUCACGAAAGAAUCCUGAAAAAAAUGUACUGUUAGCUGUUUUAAAUAUUGAUAAUAAUAAUAAAUGUUUCUUGAAUUGCAAAUCAGCAUAUUAGAAUGAUUUCUGAAGAAUCACGUGACACUGAAGACUGGAGUAAUGAUGCUGAAAAUUCAGCUUUGAUCACAUGAAUAAAUUACACUUUCAAAUAUAUUCAAAUAGUAAGCAGUUAUUUUAAAUUGAAAAAAAUUUCACAAUAUUACUGUGUUUGCUAUACUUUGGACCAAAUAAAUGCAGGCUUGGUGAGCAGAAAAGGCAUCUGUAAAAAACAUUACAAAUCCUUUGACUGGUAGUGUAUAUAUGUAUUAAAUAUUAAAUAAUAUUUGUAUAUUAGAAAGAACUUUACGUGCUUAUUUUGCUGUUGUGUUGUAAUAAAAGUAGGAGAGAACAUGA